Molecule: messenger RNA, 1407 nt
Organism: Hydra vulgaris (swiftwater hydra)
Lineage: Eukaryota; Metazoa; Cnidaria; Hydrozoa; Anthoathecata; Hydridae
Product: dynein regulatory complex protein 9
Biological process (GO): cilium organization
Cellular component (GO): motile cilium; cytoplasm
Molecular function (GO): protein binding
Source: RefSeq, a predicted model, not a curated record
GCAAAUUCUUUACAAAGUAAAUAAUCAAAACAAAACAAAAUAUUUUAACGACUGAACAUUUUUCACUUAUAACGUUAACGUUAAACUAAAAGAAAAUUUUUGUGAUGAUUUAAAAUAAUAUAUUAUUUGUUAAUACGAUUUAAUUUUUGAACGACGUUCAUUUUAUUACCAUUGAACUUUAUCUACUGGCAUUUUGUCUGUUUUUGGAUUCCGUUUAUGAAAUCCUGGAUAUAAAAAUGGAAAACAAGCUUACUCCGUUAGAAGCCAUUCACGUUGUUUCUGCAUUAGAAGAUUGUGUUGAUCAGCUAUUUGUUCUUAACAGCGUAAUAGCAGGAAAACCCGAAAUAAACCAAGAAAAAGUAGAUACAUUAACGCGACUUUUAGAACAACGUAAACUACUUGAAGCGCAAUACGUUGAAUUAAUAUCUCCAGAAAAAUCCCAAGACGAAUAUUUAGAAAAUGAACUUACAAAAAAAAUCCAUAAAAAUACGCUAGAAAUCAAUAAAUUUAUGCGAAUAAACAAAUCCCAUGAAGAUUCAGGCCAAAAAAUACAUAAAGAUCUGCAUUUUGUGCUCAACGUUUUGGAAUCCACAUUGCUAGAAGUGAAAUCUCAGCACACUUUUAAUUCACUUGUUGAAAUUGUGGAAAAAGAAAAAGAGAAUAAGAAAAAAAUUCAAGAUGUAAUUUCAAAAGAAGAGGAGAGUAGAAAGCGACUUAAACAACUUCAAAAAGCUGUUAUAGAUACCAAAAAAGAGCAAGAAAUUGAAUUAGAAAAUAAAAACGAAUUAAUUGCUAAUUUAAAAGAUAAAUUACAAGAAAUAAAAGCAAAAACAAACAUGGAAGUUCGAUAUUUAAAAAAAGAUGCUGAGGUUCGAUUAGCAUGUUUUCAAAAAAAGUCUAAAAUUGCUGAACAAGAUCUAAGAAAUGAAUUGGCAACUCUUAACCGACAAGUUGAAGAUGAAUCACGCUGCAAUGUGGAAAUCGAGACCUUCUUGCGUUUGCAACACACUUUGCUGGAAGAAAAAGUUGAAUACUGGAUGAACAAAUACGAUACUGACGUUGAAAAUAAACAAUUGGAGCUCGAUAACUUAAAACAAACAAAAUUGGCCGACCUAACUCGAUUGCAGGAACUAACAGAAACGUUUUUUGAAUAUAGUAAAGUUAUCGAAGAAGAUCGUCUUGAAAAAGAAGCACAGCUAGAGAAGGAAAAACUUGAAUUAAAAGAAAAAAUAGCAUGUUCGAAAAUUCAAGCCUGGUGGAGAGGAAUAAUGGUUCGACAGCAACUUGGGCCCUUCAAGCCAAAAAAAAAGAAAAAAGGUACAAAAGGGAAAAAAAAGGGUAAAAAAAAAUAAGAAAAGUUGUAUGAAAAAAAAAAUGCUUCUGAAUAAAAGAAAUAAGAAAAAAAAA